Labrus bergylta (ballan wrasse) is the source of this 4302-nucleotide messenger RNA. Its product is annotated as contactin-associated protein-like 4. The record is from RefSeq and is a predicted model, not a curated record. NCBI's taxonomy places the organism in Eukaryota, Metazoa, Chordata, Actinopteri, Labriformes, Labridae.
UCUGCUUCAGCCUUUUCUCCGCUCCAUCAUGGAUCUGUGGACUAAAAGUGUCGCUGGGAUUAUCGCUCAGGUCGCGCUGCUGCUUCUCUCCAGCUCGCACAGGACAACCGGAGAAGAUGUGUGUGACAGCGCCCUGGUCUCUAAUCUGCCGCCGUCGUCCUUCAGGAGCUCCUCCCAGCUAUCAAGUAGUCACGCGCCAGGUUUCGCCAAAGUCAACCGGAGAGACGGAGCCGGAGGCUGGUCUCCCCUCACCUCGGACCGGUAUCAGUGGUUGGAGGUCGACCUGGGCGAGCGGACCAAGAUCACUGCUGUCGCUACGCAGGGUCGCUACGGCAGCUCCGAUUGGCUGACGUCAUACCUGCUGAUGUUCAGCGACACGGGACACAACUGGAAACAGUACAGACAGGAGGACAGCAUAGGGUCUUUUCCAGGUAACAAUAAUGCAGACAGUGUGGUUCAGUACAAACUGCAGCAGCCCGUGAUCGCUCGCUUCCUCCGUCUCAUUCCUCUGGACUGGAACCCCAACGGGAGGAUCGGCCUCAGGCUGGAGACCUAUGGAUGCCCUUUCACGUCUGAUGUCAUGAGUCUGGACGGCGUCAGCAGCAGUCUGGUGUUCAAGUUAAGUCCCGGGACGAGGCAGACGUCCAGAGAUGUCAUGUCUCUGCAGUUCAAAACCCUGAGGAAUUCUGGGACGCUGCUGCACAUAGAGGGAGAGGGAGGACUCGGCCUCAGUCUGGAGUUAGAGAGAGGAAAGCUGCUGCUGCUGCUCAGAAAAGGUAGGACUCCAUCCUCUGAGCCCCGGCGGCUGGCUUCCAUCGGCAGCUUGUUAGAUGAUCAGCACUGGCACCAUUUGGCGUUCGAGCGACGCAGCUCUCACCUCAACCUCACGGUGGACAAACACACAGAGAGGGUUCAAAUCCCUGCAGAGUUCAGCCACUGGGACAUCAAGCAGCUGAGUGUAGGCGCAGUUCAGAGUCCGGCUUCUCAGAAACAAAUCGCCUCCAAGAGGAACUUCCAUGGCUGCCUGGAAAACCUGCAGUUCAACGGCCUGAACCUGAUAGAGCUAGUAAAACACAAAUACCACCAAGUUACAGUAAUGGGCAAUGUGACCUUUUCAUGUGCUGAGCCGGUUUCUGUUGCCGUGACGUUUCCCGGCCCGCAGAGCUUCCUCCAGUUGGCGGCGGCGACAGCGUCCUCCUCUGGGGGCGUGUCCAUUGGGUUUCAGUUCAGGACGUGGAACAAGGCGGGGCUUCUGCUCACCUUUGAGUUAGCUCGGGAAGGGGGCAUGGUCUGGCUGUACCUGAGUGAGGCCAGACUCUGGCUGCAGAUCCAUACUGGCAGGGUGCUGCUGGAGAUAAGUGCAGGUUCCGCCCUGAAUGACGGUCAGUGGCAUUCAGUGGAGCUAAUUUCAAGACGAGGCCGUCUGAGCAUCGCUGUGGAUAGAGAGGAUGGAGGCAGCGCUCAAGCCAGCCCCUCAUUCCCUGUCGCCAUAGAAAGUCAGGUCUUUUUUGGAGGAUGUCCUGCUGAAGAGGACAGUCAGCAGUGCAGAAACCCCUUCAAUGUCUUCCAGGGCUGUAUGCGUCUCUUAACUCUGGAAAACCAGAACGUGGUGAUUUUGGUGCAGCAGAAGCAGCUGGGAGUGUACAACAACCUGCAGAUUGACAUGUGUGGAAUCCAUGACAGGUGUUCUCCGAGUCGCUGUGAGCACGGCGGUCUCUGCAGUCAGUCCUGGACCAUGUUUCACUGUAACUGCUCUGACAGCGGAUACAGUGGAGCCACCUGCCACAGCUCUGUGUACGAGCAGUCCUGUGAGGCGUACAAACACAACGGCAACACGUCGGGACAUUUUCACAUCGAUGUGGACGGCAGCGGACCGAUCAAACCGCAGCUGGUCUACUGCAACAUGACAGAGGAGACCACGUGGAUGGUGAUCCAGCACAACAACACAGAGCUGACCAGAGUCCGACCGUCUGCAGGUGUGAACCAGCGUUCAGUCCACUUUGACUACUCCACGAGAGAGGAGCAGUUAUCAGCAGCCAUCGGCCAAUCAGAGCACUGUGAACAGGAGCUGUCCUACCACUGCAGGAAGUCCCGCCUCCUCAACACUCCAGAAGGCUCUCCGUUCAGCUGGUGGUUCGGUGGUCCUGGUCCCGGUACUCUCCAGACUUAUUGGGGUGGAGCUCAGCCAGGCAGCCAGCAGUGUGCCUGCGGCCUGCAGGGCGUCUGUGUGGACCCACAGCACUACUGCAACUGUGACGCAGACCGCAUAGAGUGGGCGGAGGACUCAGGCCUGCUCACCUAUAAGGAGAGCCUCCCUGUCAGGUCUCUGGUGCUGGGUGACGUCCAGAGGCCGGGCUCAGAGGCCGCCUACAGGGUGGGAGCUCUGCGUUGCCAUGGAGACAAGAAUUUCUGGAACGCUGCGUUCUUCGACAAAGAGACGUCAUACCUCCACUUCCCCACCUUCCACGCCGAGCUGAGCGCAGACGUGUCCUUCCUGUUUAAGACCACGGCCGCCUCCGGUGUAUUCCUGGAAAACCUGGGCAUCAAAGACUUCAUCCGGAUCGAAUUGAGCUCCUCCACUCUGGUGGUUUUCUCCUUCGAUGUGGGUAACGGGCCGCUGGAGGUCCAGGUGGAGUCGAGCGUGCCGCUGAACGACAACCGGUGGCAUCGAGUGCGAGCCGAGCGCAACGUCAAGGAGGCGUCGCUACGUUUGGACGGACUUCCUGUCGCCACACAGGAAGCUCCAGCUGACGGACACUUCCGCCUGCAGCUCAACAGCCAGCUCUUCAUAGGAGGCACAGCGUCCAGGCAGAAGGGCUUCCGGGGCUGCAUUCGCUCCCUGCAGCUGAACGGGGUCACUCUGGACCUGGAGGAGAGGGCGAAGAUCACACCCGGGGUUCGACCCGGCUGCCCGGGUCACUGCAGCAGCUACGGCUCGCUCUGCCAGAACCAGGGCCGCUGUGUGGAGAGAGCCAACGGCUUCCACUGUGACUGCAGCCUGUCGGCAUACACAGGAGUCUUCUGCAACACAGAGGUGUCGGCAAGCUUCAAAUCAGGGACCUCCGUCAGCUACACCUUCAAGGAGCCGUAUGAGUUGAGCAGGAACAGCAGCGCUCUGCCGUCCUCCAUCUACUCCGACACGACGCUGAGAGGAGAGAACGUCUCCCUGAGCUUCAGGACCAAUCAGAGUCCGGCUGUGCUGUUCUACGUCAGCUCCUACUACAGAGAGUACCUGGCCCUGCUCAUCAACAAGCAUGAUAAGCUGGAGGUGAGAUACAAGCUGGACAGCAGCAGAGAGGCUGAAGUGUUGAGGAGCAGAGUGAGGAGUCUGGCUAACGGACAGCUUCACACCGUAAACAUCAGGAGACAGGCCGACUCUGUGACUGUGCAGAUCGACAAAAACCCCAGAGAAGACUUCAACCUGACAUCAGACGGAGAAUUCAACGCUAUCAAGUCGCUGGUGUUGGGCAGAGUGCUCGGUUCUGAUGAUUUGGAUCCAGACCUGGCCCGGGUGGCGUCCAUCGGUUACACCGGCUGCCUGUCCGUGGUUAACUUUAACUCCAUCAGCCCUCUGAAAGCCGCUCUGCUCCACCCGGACACCAGCCCCGUCGUUAUCACCGGACCUUUACUCCAGUCCAACUGUGGCUCCUCGGCUUCAGCCAAUCCCUACGCAGCAGAGAACACACACCACCUGUCAGACCAUUCUGGUUCUGUGGGUUCAGGUGAGCCUUUAGUCAAUGCCAUCAGGACUGACUCAGCUCUGAUCGGAGGUGUCAUAGCGGUGGUGAUCUUUGUGAUCGUGAGCGGCCUGGUGGUAACCGCCAGAUUCCUGUACAGGAGAAAAGAGACAUACCGAAACCAGGAAGUGAAGGGAGUCAAACAGGAGGACAGUCAGGACUUCCCUUUCAACAACCAGACUGACUCACAGAACGUCUCCUGUGAAAACCCAAAGGAGUAUUUCAUUUAACUGGAGGACAGACGACCUGAGGGACCGGUGUGUUUUAACAGCAGAGGCUGCAGACAGGUAGCGUCCUGCCUCACCUCAGGACUUGAACUGCGCUGAGAGCCAAUCAGAGACUUCGCUGCUGCUGCCAGAAAUGUGGAGGCAUAAAAAAACUGAACUUUUCACACAGCGUGGUGGUCGUUCUGUUGCUUUACUGUAAAUUGUAAAUACAGAAAACAGGCAACAGUGUUGGAUCUUAAGUUUCAACUGUAAAUUAUUUCAAAUGUAAAUGUUGAAGUGAUGUCUUUGUAACAACUUCUGGCUGAAGUCACUUUGUUAUACUGAAAUGUUGGAACUAA